AUGGUUAUUUUAAGUAACUGCCAUCUAAUGGCAAAACAGCGCGGUGCACACUGGGAGAAAUUGAGAAUUAGAUUUUAGUUCGUUCAUGGACAUUUAUUUGGGUUCUUGAGAAAACGGAGAAUUACCUCGACAUUUGGACAUUGAGCAACCGCCCCAAAUCCGCAGAGCAUUGGCGCCCGAGAGCUCGCGGUGAAGGGUGAUCACCCAGGAAACGUUACACCGAUGUUCAGCUGACGGACUUGCUGUGGCUAACGUUAGCUACAUCCUCAAUUUGUGAAAUUACCGUAGCCACUCUUGGGCAAAAUGUCACACACUGGGCCUCCCCCUCGAUGGCGGAAUUGUCCUAGAAGAGGACAGCCUGUAGCAGGUAAAUUCCUGCCAAUGAAAACUAUGUUGGGCCCCAAGUAUGAUGACAAAGUGCCAGAAGAGAACCGGUUUCAUCCAAGCAUGCUUUCCCAGUAUUUAAAGAGUCUAAAGGUUAAAAUGGGUUUGCUUGUUGAUCUAACAAACACUACUCGCUUCUAUGACCGCAACGAGAUCGAAAAAGAGGGUGUUAAAUAUGUGAAGCUUCAGUGCAAAGGCCAUGGAGAGUCUCCUUCAGCAGAGACCACUGCGAUGUUCAUCAGACUAUGUGAGAACUUCAUGGAGAAGACUCCAACUGAGUUAAUAGGUGUCCACUGCACGCACGGCUUCAACCGGACAGGCUUUCUGAUCUGUGCUUACCUGGUGGAGAAGUUGGACUGGAGUGUCGAGGCGGCAGUGGCUGCUUUCGCCCAGGCCCGUGCCCCUGGGAUCUACAAAGGCGACUACCUCAAGGAGCUCUUCCGUCGCUAUGGAGACGUCGAAGAUGCCCCCGCCGCCCCCGCGCUGCCAGAGUGGUGCUUCGACGACGACGACGGCGACCAGGACGACGAUGGCAACGUGAUUGGCCAAGAGUCUCAGUCAGGCCCCUCCUCCUCUGAGUCGGCGCCGGGGAAACGGAGGAAGGAGAGACUAAAAUUUGGUGCUAUAUUCGUGGAGGGGGUCACAGUGAAAGGCGUCACACAGGUCACCACACAGCCUAAAUUGGCCGAGAUCCAACGGAAGUGUCAGGAGUUUGCGGAAUGGGAAAAGUCCGGGUUUCCAGGUGCUCAGCCCGUGUCCAUGGACAGGCGGAACCUUCGCUUUCUGGAACAGAAUCCCUACAAGGUCAGCUGGAAGGCCGACGGCACACGGUAUAUGAUGCUGAUAAAUGGGAAGAAUGAGGUGCACAUGAUCGACAGAGACAACUCGGUCUUCCACAUAGCCAACCUAGAAUUCCCUUUUCGGAAAGACCUCCGCGUUCACUUAGCCAACACACUACUUGACGGGGAGAUGAUUAUCGACAAGGUAAACGGCCAGCCCGUCCCGCGCUACCUGAUCUAUGACAUCAUCAAAUUCAACGGUCAGCCGGUCGGUCAGUGUGAUUUCAAUAUUCGGCUGUUGUGCAUAGAGAAAGAGAUCAUCUCCCCUCGGAUGGAGAAGAUGAAGACGGGACAGAUCGACAAGACAAAGGAGCCCUUCAGUGUCAGGAACAAGCCAUUCUUUGACAUCCAUGCAGCACGAAAGCUCCUGGAAGGCAGCUUCACGUCCCAGGUCAGCCAUGAAGUCGACGGCCUUAUCUUCCAGCCUUGCGGGAAAUACAAAGCUGGGCGAUGUGAUGACAUCCUCAAGUGGAAGCCGCCCAGCCUCAACUCUGUAGACUUCCGCCUCAAGAUCACCAAAGUCGGAGGAGAAGGGUUGCUUCCCCAGACUGUUGGAUUGCUCUACGUCGGCAGCCAUGACAUGCCCUUUGCACAGAUGAAGGCCUCCAAGGACCUGAAGCAGUACGACAACAAGAUCAUCGAGUGCUCCUUUAACAACAACACCUGGGUGUUCAUGAGACAGAGGGUAGACAAGAGCUUCCCCAACUCUUACGACACAGCCAUGGCUGUGUGUAACAGCAUCAAGUAUCCUGUCACAAAAGAAAACCUCUAUGAGUUUCUGGACCGCUGUGCCCUGGGAGCCCAAGGACAGAACCGGAAACGCCCCUCUGACCCAGACACGGAGCUCAUGCCCCCUCCCGCUCCAAAGAGACCAAACCGGGCUGCACCGUAGAGCACCACACCGCGGGAGUGGGCUGGGCCAGUGUAGAAAUGUGUGUAUGUGGCUUGCAGAGGAAGGUCCUUCAUGGCUACAGCCCCCACCACCCCCCCCCGGCCCUUGUCCCGUCGCCGUCCCCCUCAGUGACACAGACAUUUGGAAAGCCCCUCUUAUCUCUGACCAUUUGUUUGUCGGCCUCGAAAAGGCUUUCUUAAUUAAAGACUUUAAAAAGAUCUGAUUGAAUUGCUUAGAGAUCCCCUUAGGUAUCCCCAUGUAGCACCCCUUCUCACUGUAAUUGCUAUGGUACUUUAAAAGGAUUAAAAAAAAGACAUAAUGUUGAAUUUUGAUUUUAUUUUUUUAUUUCCUUUUCUUAAGGAUCUCCCAACUAAUCUAUUGGUCAACAACAGACAAAUUGGUAUUAUGACUACAGCAGCACCUGACUAUGCAGAUCUUGUAAAUGUUUUGUCGAGCUAUUUGUAUUUGGGAGGAUGGUAAUCAGAUGGGAAACAAACAAUCAUCUGAUGCCUCCUCUCCACCCUUUCUCGAUCUCCCAACAAUGACGUGAAGGAACUCACAAGCACAUAUUUCAAUGUAUUGUUUUAGUAGCAAGAGAGGGCUAUUCCUCUGACAUAUUCUGACACAUUUAGUAGUUGACAACAUUAGUAACCAUGACAGGCAUUAUCCUCAGUGGGUGUGUAACAAACGCACCCUGCCUCCACGUUGCGUUACCAUGUCGUCAGACCCCAGAAUAAACUCGGCAACCGCUUGGGAAAUGUGAUGAUAGAAGCACGCCGCUCCUCCUGUGUUUUUCCAUUUGUAUUUUUCUUCUCUAAUGUGUGUAGGACAAUAUUUCAACCCUUGACCCCAACCCCUGCUUUUGUAACAGCUCCUCCCCUUAAGGACUGCCCUGGUUCAUAACAGAAUAUGACUGGUUUACUGCAUUUGUUGUUUGGUUUGAUCCAUUAAAGCAAUACAUGUGAAAAGGGAACAUAUUUUCAUCAGAACUUGUUCAUACUCACUUAUUUCCUGCUGAUUACAGAUGACUGAUUCCAUGUUGCUCGAUCUUAAAAUGAAGUACCAUUUGAGGAAUA
Oncorhynchus gorbuscha (pink salmon) is the source of this 3191-nucleotide messenger RNA. It is a transcript of the gene rngtt, whose product is annotated as RNA guanylyltransferase and 5'-phosphatase. Gene Ontology annotation, biological process: protein dephosphorylation; 7-methylguanosine mRNA capping. Gene Ontology annotation, molecular function: ATP binding; mRNA guanylyltransferase activity; mRNA 5'-triphosphate monophosphatase activity. NCBI's taxonomy places the organism in Eukaryota, Metazoa, Chordata, Actinopteri, Salmoniformes, Salmonidae. Bases 304 to 2115 code for a protein of 603 amino acids. The transcript has 17 exons. The record is from RefSeq and is a predicted model, not a curated record.